AGAUAAGAUAAAAACUAAAAUUUAAUGAUAACAAAUUAACAAUAAAACAAUACGAUCGGAAACCGAAGAAAAGCAACCCUACCUCUAUGCCAUCUCUCUAACCCUAUCCCUCUGGUCUACUUCUAUCCUCAUUUCAGCCGCUCCCCUUUCUUCCCUUCUUUUUUCUCCAUGGGAAUACCCGUGUUUUCCCCUUCUUCAUAGCCGCCGCCGGUAGCCCUUCUACUGCGGCUGCCGUUGUCUCGCUGGCUCCAUGUUUCUCUGUCUAUUGCCGGAUAGCUCUCCUCCCUCUCCUCUUCCCGGUGUGGUCGAGUUGCUCAUCUCUCUGCCUCAUCCUCUGCGGUUUUUGGGGCUAAUGGGUAAUCAUCAAUGAAAUGAGCUCUCAAAGUGGAUGGACGACGAGCUACCGCUGAACCUGAAUCCUUUGAUCAAAGACAAAGAUCUCAUUGGGCAUUGUUUCCAUUCCCAGCUGGUUGCUGGUUGCCUGCUUCACCUCCUAGCAUUGUUUCCAUUCCUAGCAGCUUGCUGGUUGCCUGCUUCACCUCAACCAGCAAGCUGUUGGGAAUGGAAACAAUGCCCAAUGAGAUCUGAGGGACUUCUUGAAGCCUGUCACCUUCAUCUUUGACGUUGAGUAAAAAUAAGGAAAUUUUAUCUGUAUUAUGACGCAUGCAUGAUGUGUGCAUCUCGUCAGGUUUUUCAUAAUCACGCAUUAUAUCGUAUUUAGCAACCGGCUGAGCGGGGACCAAGGUAUUCUUUGCCUUUUUUUCGCAUUUCUUGCCGAAUGUUGACAACUAUUUUGUACUUUACCUUUUUUCUUGUUGGUUCAAGGAUUGAAUUUACCGCGCGAGGUGAAAUGUAAUAAUACGGUUUUUUUACUUUUAAAUUUGCAUGAAUUAAUCGACGUUUGAGACGGAAAUUUACGGGUCGUUUGCUUCAUGGAUUUGAAAAAUGAGGGUUUUGGUAAAACCUGGGUUUUGGAAAACCAUGGAUAUAUGAUGGAUUUGGUGGCA
Linum tenue is the source of this 1007-nucleotide messenger RNA. Lineage: Eukaryota; Viridiplantae; Streptophyta; Magnoliopsida; Malpighiales; Linaceae. The record is from the annotation of a GenBank genome assembly.